AUCAAGAAGUGCAAUUUGUUUUGUUCUGUUUUGUUUUCUUAGCUCAGUGGUGCCAGCAUCUUGAGUGAGAGGAAUGAAGAGGGCCACGGUCAGAGCAUGAGAGUGAGAUAGAAAUUUGAAGAAGCCUGGGAAGGGAUAUGUGGACAGAGGAAGGUGAAAUGGAAGGUGAGGCAGUUGAGGCUAUUGUGGAGGAGUCUGAAACUUUCAUUAAGGGAAAAGAAAGAAAAACCUAUCAAAGACGCCGUGAAGGUGGACAGGAGGAGGAUGUUUGUCAUAUCCCACCUAACCAAGCAGAUGGGGGUGAAGUAGUGCAGGAUGUCAGUAGUGGUGUGCAGAUGGUGAUGAUGGAACAGCUGGAUCCAACACUCCUUCAAAUGAAGACUGAAGUAAUGGAAGGCACUGUGCCUCAGGAAACAGAGGCUACUGUGGAUGACACACAGAUAAUAACACUUCAGGUUGUUAAUAUGGAAGAACAGCCUAUAAACAUUGGUGAGCUUCAGCUUGUCCAAGUACCUGUUCCAGUGACUGUACCAGUUGCCACCACUUCUGUGGAAGAACUUCAGGGAGCGUAUGAAAAUGAGGUUUCAAAAGGAGGCCUACAAGAGGGAGAGCCUAUGAUCUGUCACACGCUCCCUUUACCAGAAGGUUUCCAGGUAGUGAAAGUAGGUGCAAAUGGUGAGGUGGAGACACUGGAGCAAGGAGAACUUCAGCCACAGGAAGAUCCCAAUUGGCAGAAAGAUCCAGACUAUCAGCCACCAGCCAAAAAAACAAAGAAAACCAAAAAGAGCAAGCUUCGUUAUACUGAGGAAGGCAAAGAUGUGGAUGUGUCUGUGUACGAUUUUGAAGAGGAGCAGCAAGAGGGUUUGCUGUCUGAGGUCAAUGCAGAAAAGGUGGUAGGCAACAUGAAGCCCCCUAAACCAACAAAAAUAAAAAAGAAAGGUGUAAAAAAGACAUUCCAGUGCGAGCUGUGCAGUUAUACCUGUCCACGUCGUUCCAACUUGGACCGGCACAUGAAAAGCCACACUGAUGAAAGGCCACAUAAGUGCCAUCUCUGUGGCAGAGCUUUCCGGACAGUCACGUUGCUGAGGAACCACCUCAACACUCACACAGGUACUCGUCCUCACAAGUGCCCAGACUGCGACAUGGCCUUUGUGACGAGUGGAGAGUUGGUUCGGCAUCGUCGUUACAAACACACUCAUGAGAAACCAUUCAAAUGUUCAAUGUGUGACUAUGCUAGUGUGGAGGUCAGCAAGUUGAAACGCCACAUUCGCUCUCAUACUGGAGAGCGUCCAUUCCAGUGUAGCUUGUGCAGCUAUGCCAGCAGAGAUACUUACAAACUGAAGAGGCACAUGAGAACCCACUCUGGAGAGAAGCCAUAUGAAUGUUACAUCUGUCAUGCUCGCUUUACUCAGAGUGGCACCAUGAAGAUGCACAUUUUGCAAAAGCACACAGAGAAUGUGGCCAAAUUUCAUUGCCCCCACUGUGAUACUGUCAUAGCAAGAAAGAGUGACUUGGGUGUCCAUUUGCGAAAGCAGCAUUCCUACAUUGAGCAGGGCAAAAAAUGUCGCUACUGUGACGCUGUGUUCCAUGAGCGAUAUGCUCUCAUCCAGCAUCAAAAGUCUCACAAGAAUGAGAAACGUUUCAAGUGUGACCAGUGUGAUUAUGCAUGCAGACAGGAGCGGCACAUGAUCAUGCACAAACGUACCCAUACUGGAGAAAAGCCUUAUGCCUGUAGCCAUUGUGAUAAAACCUUCCGUCAGAAACAGCUCCUUGAUAUGCACUUCAAACGUUACCAUGACCCCAACUUUGUCCCUGCUGCCUUUGUCUGUUCGAAGUGUGGUAAAACAUUCACUCGCAGGAACACCAUGGCUAGACAUUCUGAUAACUGUUCUGGCCCAGAUGGUGCAGAAGGAGAGAAUGGAGGGGAGCCUAAUAAGAAGGGUAAACGUGGAAGAAAAAGAAAGAUGCGAUCUAAGAAGGAAGAUUCAUCUGACAGUGAAAAUGCUGAACCAGAUCUGGAUGACAAUGAAGAAGAGGAGGAGACAGCAGUAGAAAUUGAGGCUGAACCAGAAGUGGAGCAAGUGGCCCCUGCACCACCUCCUGCUAAGAAACGAAGAGGAAGGCCACCAGGCAAAGCCAACCAACCAAAGCAGCCCCAGCCUACAGCAAUCAUUCAGGUUGAAGACCAGAACACUGGUGCAAUUGAAAACAUUAUAGUUGAAGUAAAGAAAGAACCUGAUGCAGAAACAGUAGGAGAAGAGGAGGAAGCUCAGCCUGCUGUAGUGGAAGCUCCCAAUGGAGACCUCACUCCCGAGAUGAUUCUCAGCAUGAUGGACCGGUGAUGGAGGAAAGGCCACGCGUGCUGACUGAACUGGCCUGGGCUGUGUUUAAGCGGCUCAAAUCUAUUUUUCCUUUUACCUUUUCUUGGCUUUGGGAAAUGCAUCAUUUUAGACCAUUUUACCAAACAUACUGGGAAAUAAAACUUCAAAAUGAUGUUAGAAUGUGAUUUAACUAGAACUUGCUGUUUUAUGUUAGCAUUACUACAGGAUCAUGGAACAUUAGGAAAUAUUUUGGAGUCCUUGAGGGUUUCCUCAGAUGCUUGGUUUUUGAUCUGAACUGCAUUGUAAUGAUGGUCCAAGGACAGUGUUUACAUGCAACAAGUUUUAAUAAUACAAACGUGGAAAAGCAAAAGCCCAGACUAAAGUAAUGUGGUAAACCACUCCGGACUUGUCCAUCCAGUUCCCAGAGUCCUCCAGCCUUCUUCUCCCAGUAGUGUUUUUAACUGUAAAUGCAGACUUGGGAAGGUUCUAGACUUUUAAAAUGUUUUUGUUUUUGCUUUUCCCCACUGACUAGCUCCGGUUCUCCAAGUCGGCUGCACACGGUAGUUUUGGCAUGCUCCAGCUGGUUUCUGUCCUUAAUAUGCUUUGCUUUCUGCAAAGCAUUUCUGUAAUGGUCAAGCUUGUAAAUAACUUUUUUUUACAUUUUAAUCUUUUUUCCAUUAAUUAAGAGGUAUGAAAAAUGCAGUUUCAGUAAACCCCAGUAUUUUAAUUACUUCCAAAUGAAGUGACAAGAAAAUUGGUGGAGUGUAAAUGUUGGAAAACCCAUUGACAACCAAUCAUGUAGAGGAGAAAAGUACCCAAACUAUUUGCUUGCUGAACAACAGAAACCCACACGCGAAACCAGGUUACAAAGCACGUGGAACUGGCAUUUGAAACAUGUAUAAUUCCCUUCUUUUCAGUUAUACCUUCACGACUACAUUUUCUUUGCUCUAUUUUGUAGUUGUAUUUUGUGUUUAUGAAUCCAAUGUUAAGACAGAAGUGGUGAUUUUUGUAUUUGGGUCACUGCAGCCCUCAACCUGGGCCAGGAAAUUUUACUAGGUCAGUAAUUAUAAAAUUUUGGAUCUCUAAUGAAAAAAAAAAAGGAAUAAUGUGAAAUACAAAUGAUGCCUGUAUAUGAACUGUCACAUGUUUAAAAUAUGUAAGCUUUUUAUAGAGCCUCAGUCUUGCUGAUUUCAAACAAAUUUUUCUUCUAUGUAUCGCUUUUAAAAGAGCUAUCAGUUUAGCUAUCAGACUCUAGGUUGAUGCAUUUUUGUACUUAGCUGUACUGUGUGAUAUUUUUCAUUAUUUUAGGAAGCCAACAUGAGAAAAAAACUGUUAUAAAAUAUGUAAUGGGGUUUGAAAAGCUGAGAAGGAGAAUAUACUGCUGUACAGCUAAUAAAUAAUAAUGGAUUAACAUGCA
This is a messenger RNA of Gavialis gangeticus (Gharial), 3738 nucleotides long. It is a transcript of the gene CTCF, whose product is annotated as CCCTC-binding factor. Gene Ontology annotation, molecular function: DNA-binding transcription factor activity, RNA polymerase II-specific; RNA polymerase II transcription regulatory region sequence-specific DNA binding. Gene Ontology annotation, cellular component: nucleus. The record is from RefSeq and is a predicted model, not a curated record. Lineage: Eukaryota; Metazoa; Chordata; Crocodylia; Gavialidae. The coding region runs from base 138 to 2342 and encodes 734 amino acids. Gene Ontology annotation, biological process: regulation of transcription by RNA polymerase II. The transcript is spliced from 11 exons.